AGCAAGUCACCUGGUAAUACCGCUGACGCGAAAGGAGGCCAAUCUGAUCUGCGUCAGUCUUCAACCGGUCGAGAAUUUCUUUAAUUUUAUUUCUAUGGUAAUAUUCACCUGUUGCGCCGUCAACGAUCGGGGUGCAGCGGACGUUUACACGAUGCCGAAAACGUCCAGGAUCAUCACCCUUGUGAUCUUGUUAUCAGUGCUCGCAGAGUCCGUCCGGUGUAUUCCCUGUUCGUCUCGGGACGAACAUGCCGCGAAUAUUCUUUCAGCUGUCGAAGAUUCUCCAGAUGCGGCACAUUCCCGAUUCAAACGCCAAGCCGACAUUAUGUCGCUGCUCAUGCUGUCCCUGCUGAUGCCGCAUCUGACCGGUGCCGCCGGUGGCGCCGCCUCUCCGCCGCCGUCCCCGGAUGAUGGUCCCACACCGCCGACCACACCGGCCACUGUUCCACCGCCUCCUGACGACGGCGGGUUUGAUUUACAGCAAAUGAUGCAGAUGAUGCUCAUUGCCCGCUUCAUCAGCGGACUGGGUUGAAGCCGAUCGAAGCCUUGUUUAACAUGGAAAUUUCCCAACAAUCGUCAAGUACCGGAAGUAUACGACUGGAACUACCCUUUUCGUGUUUCACUAUUGUGAUGAAAAAUUGGAAUGAUUGUGUCAUCUAUAUAUGUGCAUGAGACUGCGGGAAAGAAUUUAGAGAAGUUAUGCAUUGUGAAUUUGUGAUCGGAAGUCGAAUAUUAUUGCACAAUGCGCUUACCGUAUCUGCAUUAAUUUCAGUGCACAUUGCACAGCGCAGCAAUGCAUUUUGUCAGAUAUCGAGCACAAUUGCUAAAAUUCUGUGAAAAUUCAGCAAAGAAAAAUAAAUCAUAC
Molecule: messenger RNA, 862 nt
Organism: Paramacrobiotus metropolitanus
Lineage: Eukaryota; Metazoa; Tardigrada; Eutardigrada; Parachela; Macrobiotidae
Exons: 2
Coding region: 95-529 (144 amino acids)
Source: RefSeq, a predicted model, not a curated record